Molecule: messenger RNA, 1515 nt
Organism: Rotaria sordida
Lineage: Eukaryota; Metazoa; Rotifera; Eurotatoria; Philodinida; Philodinidae
Source: the annotation of a GenBank genome assembly
AUGACAUCAACAAAACCAUAUAUUCCAGCUGCUGUGAAUGUUAUUUGUGAACUAGCUAGACGUAAUCCAGAAAAUUAUCUUGCUUUAGCUGCAAUAUUUUUUCGUCUUAUGACAACAUCAACUAACAAUUGGGUGCUUAUUAAAAUUAUUAAAUUAUUUGGUGUAUUAACACCAUUAGAACUUCGUUUAGGCAAAAAAUUAAUACAACUAUUGGCAAAUUUAAUUCAUAUUCUUGUUCCAAUUUCAUCGGAUUUACCAAAUCAUAAUGCUUCAAUUCAACUAUAUGUACAAAAACUUCGAAUACUUAUCGAAGAUUCAGAUCGAAAUUUAAAAUAUCUUGGUUUACUUGCUAUGUCGACUAUCUUACAUACACAUCCAAAAAGUGUUCAAUCACAUAGUGAUUUAAUAAUGCGUUGUCUUGAUCUUCUUUCUCGAAUGACAAUUCUUCUUGAAAAUGCUUAUGUUUUUAUUAAUGAUUCAAAUUCUACAACUGUCUCCGAAGUUUUAUAUGCUGCUGCAUGGAUUUGUAGUGGAUUUUGUUCCUCAACGUUUUUGGAUUUGGAUGGUUGGAUAAAUGAUCCUCAAUCAGACAGUGAAGAUGAAUCGAUAACAACAAGUUCAUAUUAUGAUAAUAAAGGUUUAUUUUAUGAUGAUAAUGGAGAAAAUUCUAAUUCUAAUUCACACUCUGGUGAUACAUUAAGUUAUCAAAAAUCGAAAAAAUAUAUUGAAUCAACUGCUGAAGAAUUAGAAAAACAAGGAGAAUCAAAAAAACAAAGUGAACAAAUGAAUCCAUUCUAUUUAAAAGAUUCAAAAAAAAACAAAAUUGACACAAAUAAGUUUUUAGUUCUAAUUCAAUCCUUGAAUUUAUCUUUAAUAUUAUAUACUGAAACAACUUCGGGUACUAUAAAUGGUAAUAAUUGUAUUGAAUUAACAUUAUCACAAAGAACGAAUGCUAUUAGUUCACAAUUAACACUAUCUGAUCAAUUAUAUCGUCAAGCAAAAAUUGAUGAAGAAAAUCGACGUUUAAAGAAAAAAAUCGAAAAUCGAUGCAAAAUAACACGUGAUGGCGAAUUGCCAGAAAAUGCCACAGAAAGUGGAAAUAAAGGUAAUGAUAAUGAUGUGCGUGUUGAAAAAAAUAAAAAAUAUGGUCCAUAUCGAGCACUUAAUAUUGACUUAAAUGAAAAAUCUAUUCAAUCGAUUCCUACACUAUCACCAUUGACAUCUCAAUUAAAAGAAUCAAAAAAGAAAAUAAUUGAAAAACAAGAACAAUUAUCAACAUCGAAAUCUAAACACAAACGAGAACGUAGUGAUGAUAAAGAAUUAUUAUCACCAGCUGAUGAAGAAGGAAAUGGUCCAACUUCUACACCUUCUCCUCCUACUACUACUACUGCAGAGAAAACCAAAGUAAAAAAAUCAUCAUCAGAAAUAACAACAAUAGUAUAUACAAAUACUUCUGUGCCACUCCUAUUGGACAUUAUGACGGAUGAUAUUCAUCCAACAAAUCAAUCUGAGUAA